Protopolystoma xenopodis is the source of this 642-nucleotide messenger RNA. Lineage: Eukaryota; Metazoa; Platyhelminthes; Monogenea; Polystomatidea; Polystomatidae. The record is from the annotation of a GenBank genome assembly.
AUGCCAAGGCUAACUGACGAUUCCGACUACGAUGCUGGCGAAGCGUCUGGGAAUCAUCCACGCCCACGUUUCGACUCUGGAAAUUAUCAUGGAUACUAUGGGCUCCGGACUAGGUCCAAUGCCUUCGCCUUCCCUUUCGCGUGCAUUCUUCCGCUCGUCCAGCUGGAAGAGGCAAGAGAAUGGCUGACCGUCUCUUCUAUAAGGCGGAAGCCUGAUCUAUCAUUCGACCCUGCCUCGGCUCACUCUCUGCGUCCCAAGCGCACAAUCCAGCCACACAAGCCACUUGGCAUCAUCUUUGCCUUCUUCCGCCUUCUUGCCGUCAGCGCGGCUUAUGUUUGCAUUGAUCCCGGCAAGCAACCCCUGAAAUGCCCUGUCGGGGCGCAUAUCAUUUUGGCACGUCCUUUUCGAUUAGUCGCGAGCAGGCUGGUACAGCUUGAGGGCCAGGGUUUACAUGUCGUGCGAGCCCAGGCAGUUGGCAUGGCGGAGCAGGCCUGGCUGGUUGCUUGGCUAACUGGUUUGCCAUCCUGCAGCUUGGCCAAAGCCAACCAAAUCGACACUUCCACAGCCGUACAGAUUUGUUGGCUGAGGCUGUUUGACGAAAGAUGUACACGAUAUGGAGGGUGGGCUCUUCAUCCUAAUUGA